Molecule: messenger RNA, 2571 nt
Organism: Hirsutella rhossiliensis
Lineage: Eukaryota; Fungi; Ascomycota; Sordariomycetes; Hypocreales; Ophiocordycipitaceae
Product: regulator of ty1 transposition protein
Exons: 4
Coding region: 1-2571 (856 amino acids)
Biological process (GO): double-strand break repair; DNA double-strand break attachment to nuclear envelope
Cellular component (GO): nucleus; Cul8-RING ubiquitin ligase complex
Source: RefSeq, a predicted model, not a curated record
AUGGCAGAAGCGGGCAGCGGCGGCGUCUUCAGCGAAUGCUCCAUCGCCUUUGUGCCGAGCACGUCGCUCGCGCCCAGGCUGAUAGGCGAGCUGUCGCACGUCCUCGAGGACAACGGCGCGUCUGUUUGCGAGCCGCGACGCGACGGCUCCAUCCCCAUCGAGCGCGUGACGCACAUCGUCUCCAACACCAUCGACUUCCCCCAGUAUGUCGAGUCGCAGGCCAUCAUGAUCCCCGUCGUCACUAUGCAGUGGAUCACGGCGUCGAUUGCCCGCCGCAAGCAGGCCCAGGUCCGCCCCUUUUCCCCGGACCCGCGCAUGAUCUUUGCCGAGGUCGUCGUCAGCUGCGCAGAUCUGCCCAUCAUGGACAAGGAGAGCAUCGUUGGCGCUACCAUGGCCCUCGGCGGCCAGGAGACCAAGGAUGCCAGUCGUUUGACGACGCACAUCUGCGCGCUGCACAUGGACGAUCCCAAGGUGACCCAUGCCGUGAAAAGGGGUUUCAAGGGCAAGGUCGUCUUGCCGCACUGGUUUGACGACUGCUUCAAGCUCGGAAAGCGCAUAGACGAGGGCCCCUACCUGCUGCCAGACCCCGAGAUCCUGAAGAAGAGCCCCGAGGACGAGCUUAGGAUUCCGGUAAACACAAACCUGACCGAUGCCACCUCGGUCAACCCGCAGUGGGUGCCGCUCCCGUCCGACAGUGAUGCCGUUCGCCCCCCGGCCACCGUCUUCCAGGCCCGGAGACUUCUCCUCUCCAAGGACCUCAACAUAUCCGCCCGCCUCACCAAGAUCGUCGAGGAGAUCGUCGUGCACGGGGGAGGCAGGAUGGUCGAGGACGUGGACGAGUGCGACAUGUUCAUCUGCCAAUAUCGCGAUGGGCCCCAGUACGUCCAAGCGUCCCGCUCGUGCAAGGACGUGGGCAGCCUGUCGUGGCUCUUCUACCUAAUUGUGCAUAACCAAUGGCGCAACCCCCUCCAUCGGUUGCUGCACUACCCGAUUCCCCGGGACGGUAUCGAGGGCUUCAAGGGCCUGCGAAUUACCGUCUCCAACUACGGAGGCGAGGCCCGCGUCUACCUCGAGAACCUCAUCAGGGCCUGCGGCGCCGAGUUUACAAAGACGAUGAAGGCCGACAACACCCAUCUCGUCACGGCGCGCGACACGAGCGAAAAGUGCAAGGCCGCCCCCGAGUGGGGCGUCGCCGUGGUCAACCACAUCUGGCUCGAGGAGAGCUACGCCAAGUGCGAGAAGAAGCAGAUCAACCUCGCCAAGUUCAACCACUUCCCGCCGCGGACGAAUCUGGGGGAGAUUAUCGGUCAAACCUUUUUCGACGAGUCCAGGCUCCGGGAGUUGUACUACCCCGGCGGCGAGGAGGCCAUGUCGCCCCGGGCCAAGAGGAAGCGCAAGAUCCUCGAGGCGGCAGAGGACAAUGCGUACCACAAGGGCCCGGCCGAGGGCGUCGUCAUCGGGCGGCCUCCCGACCAGGGGCGCGACUUUGACGUGAUGCGAGACGACGCGGCCGCCGACGGCCAGCAGGCCAAGUCGCGUACCAGCCACACCGCCGUCGAGACGCCGGUUCGGUCGCGUCCGCGCACCCUGGGCAAGGAGAACGACAGCCCCUCGGUCCUGUCCACGGGCGGCCGCAGCGCCAAGGCCAAAGCCCGGGACAUGCUGCAGUACAUUGCGCCGGACAUUGCCCUGUACGAGAAGGAGAAGAAGCGGCAGAACAAGGCGGGCGCUCCGUGGGGUGGCAAGAGAGCCACCGACUUAGCCGAACGGGAACACAACGUCAAGCUGGCGCGGAAAGCGUCACCGGACGAGGAGCACGACGAAGCCAAGAGGCCGGCCAAAAAGGCCCGUCCUUCGCUGCCCGAAGUCGAGAUGCGCAUCGUCGUGACUGGGUUUGCGAGAUGGGUCGGGGACAAGAACAAGGAGGACAGUGAUAGGCGAAGGCUACGUGACCUCGGCAUACAGAUUGUCCAGGAAGGCCAGCCCUGCGACUACGUCGCCGCGCCCAAGGUCGUCCGCACCGUCAAAUUCCUCUGCGCACUGGCGCGGGGGGCCACGGCGCUGACGACGGAUUUCGUCGAGGCCGUCCUCGAGAGCGGCGAGGUCCCCGCCCCAGACGACUAUGUCCUCCGGGACGAAGCAGCCGAGAAACAGUACAAGAUGAAUCUACAGAAAUCCGAGGGCCGGGCCAAGUCAAAUAGGGGCAGACUUCUUCAGGGCAUUCCCAUAUUCUGCACGGAAAAGGUGCGCAACGGGCCCGAGAGCUACCGGGCCAUUGCCGAAGCCAACGGCGCCAUCUUCAAGCUGUACCGAGCGCGCAGCGGCACGAUCAUCAAGCCAACGACUGCCGAGGAGGACGGUAACGCGCCGCCGGAACCUGUGUAUCUCCUCAGCACUAUUGGCACUGAGGAGCAGCAGAUGUGGCCGCGCUUCAAGGACAUGGCCGCCAAGGGCAACAUGGAGCCGCGCAUAGUGGCCCCGGACUGGCUCCUCGACGUCGCCAUGGCGCAGCAGGUGCGCUUCGACGACAGGUUUCUGGUGGAAAAUUUCCACAAGGACGAGCUGAAGUGA